AUGUGCUUGCUGAUUUCAACGGCUGCCACGGCAGAGUCAGCUGGGGAAAAGAAGAGGGUGGUGGUGAUUGGAGGUGGUGUUGCUGGCUCUGUUGUUGCCAAGUCUCUCCAGUUCUGCGCUGAUGUUGUUCUCAUUGAUGAGAAGGAGUAUUUUGAGAUCCCAUGGGGAAGCUUGAGGGCAAUGGUGGAGCCAUCAUUUGCUGAAAGAUCAGUGAUUAAUCACUCCGAUUAUCUUCCCAAUGUGAGGAUUGUUGCAUCUACUGCAGCUAACAUCACAGAGCGUGAAGUGUUGACUACAGAUGGCCAUUUGCUUGUAUAUGAAUAUCUUGUUAUUGCCACUGGUCAUAAGGAAGCUCUUCCCAAAACCAGAGCUGAGAGGCUCAGUCAUUAUGAGGCAGAAUUUGUUAAGAUAAAUUCUGCUAAAUCAGUUUUGAUUGUUGGAGGGGGCCCCACGGGUGUUGAACUUGCUGGUGAAAUUGCUACGGAUUUUCCAGAAAAGAAGGUGAUACUGGUGCACAGGGGGUCAAGGCUGCUAGAAUUCAUUGGUUUGAAGGCGUCCCAAAAGGCACUUGAUUGGUUGAUAUCAAAAAAAGUUGAAGUUAUUUUGGAUGAAACCAUUAAUUUGAACACAAUAUCUGAUCCUAUUAUUCAAACACCUUCUGGAGAAAUUAUCACAGCUGAUUGUCACUUUGUGUGCACGGGUAAACCAACAGGUUCAUCAUGGCUUAGGGGGACUAUUGUGCAGAAUAAUUUGGAUAUGCAAGGAAGACUAAUGGUUGAUGAAAACUUGAGGGUUAGGGGUCAUAAAAAUAUCUUCGCAGUAGGAGAUAUAACCAAUAUUAAGGAGAUCAAGCAAGGCUAUUUAGCACAAAGACAUGCUGAAGUGACUGCCAAGAACCUUAAGCUGUUGCUGAUGGGAGGAAAUGAAAGCAAGAUGGCUACUUACAAGCCUGGUUUAGACAUUGCACUUGUGUCACUCGGGAGGAACGAGGGAGUUGCGCAAUUCCCAUUAUUGACAAUUAGCGGUUGCAUCCCUGGCAUGAUCAAAUCUGGAGACUUAUAUGUGGGAAAGACAAGGAAACAUCUUGGGCUAAAACCUUGA
This is a messenger RNA of Prunus armeniaca (apricot), 1101 nucleotides long. The record is from the annotation of a GenBank genome assembly. Lineage: Eukaryota; Viridiplantae; Streptophyta; Magnoliopsida; Rosales; Rosaceae.